Acaulospora colombiana is the source of this 788-nucleotide messenger RNA. The record is from the annotation of a GenBank genome assembly. Lineage: Eukaryota; Fungi; Glomeromycota; Glomeromycetes; Diversisporales; Acaulosporaceae.
CUCACAUUAUCCCUCGCGUAGACCUUGGUGUUUCCGUUCUCUCAGGAAUCGCGUCCGCAUCCGUCUUCCUCCAGCUCGACGGAUAUGGUUCACUUGACAUGAGCCUACAAGUUGAAGGCUCAGCAUCCACCUCUGUUUUGCCCAGCGCACCCGCCAAGACUAUGGCCGACACUGAAACCUUGUCGCUUCCUGCCACAACCACUGCUACCUCUGAGGAGGCUGUGGCACCAACGGAACAACCAUCGGCAGAAUCUCCAGAAGACCCAUCAUCUACUGAUUCGUCAGACGCUGUAUCUUCAACAGCUUCCGAUGCAAAGCUCGACGAAGCAAACACAGAGACGACACCCACCAGCACUGCCGAUAUAGUUGCCGCCACUGGCAACUCUGACCCCUAUGUCCCAGAGCUUGCAGAGCUCUCUCCUUCCCCUCAAGGAGAAGAUUAUAAUGCAACCGAGCCGACUUCUCAGGCUGCCCUUCAGGUCGCCGUCACCCUCGCCACAAGCGACGAGACCUCGUCCAGAACCAGCCUCGAGAUAAUGUCAACUUUGGCGGUUGUGUUGGAGUUGAAAUGGGCGUCAAGAUUGUCGCUGGUGCUCAAGGCAAAUUGCUCUCCUUCUGGAAGGAUUCUGUGUCCACCGACUUGUUCAGUCAGAGUUGGAAAAUCUUUGAGGUCGAUAGGCGCAUGGCAUGGUCCGAUAACGCCUUCCCUCCCACAUUCAUUACAAUCUCGUCAAUUGGAUGGUCUCAUUUGUCCCGCCAUUACCGACUCAAUCAACGCGCUCAAUCAG